AUGAACAUGGUGUGUCUGUUACAGAAAGUGCUUCUCGUGGCAUCUGUCAGACAGGUCAUAUGCCACACUCUCUUGACUCUUUCGACUCUGGAGGAACAGCCAGAAGGAAGUAAGAUAGGCACCCUAAGCAUAGCCUACUCUCCUCCAUACAAGCUGCUUGGGAGAUCGUAUUUGAGAGUUAAUGAGGAAACCGGGGAUGUGUACACAACAGAGCAGAGGAUUGACCGGGAGACCUUGUGUCCAUCCCAGGAGAGUGGGUACUGUACCACUUCAGUUGAUGCCCUAGUGGGUCCUGAACAAGAACUGAUGAAGAUAACUAUUAUUGUGGAGGAUAUAAAUGACAAUGCUCCUUAUUUUGAAAGAAAUGAAAUUCAUUUAAGAAUUCCAGAGGAUGCAAGCGUCGGAACAAGAGUGCUGUUGGAUGAUAAGGCUCAGGACAAGGACUUAGGCAGCAACGCAGAAAUCAUUUAUCAUUUAGAAGGCUCUGAAGGAUUCUUUAGUGUGGCACAGGACAGUUCUACCCUUGAGCUGAUUGUUGAAAGAGAGCUGGACCGUGAAACUCAAAACGAGCACUGCAUGGUUCUUGUUGCUGUGGACAGUGGCUCUGUGCCUCUGAGUACUAUGGUGUCUUUCAUUGUUACGGUGCUAGAUGUAGACGAUCAGUGCCCGCGGUUCAGCCCUGAUAACCCUCGCACUGUAUCAGUGCCAGGAGGAGCAACCCGGGGAACAACAGUGACCCAAGUUCAAGCCAUAGACCCAGACCUGGGCAGCAACAGUCAGAUCACUUACUCCUUCAGUCCCCAGAUCUCACAUCGAGCCAAGGAACUUUUCCACUUGGACAGACACACCGGCAGGAUCAGUAUAGAUAUGAAUAUGAGGUUAGACAGCUUGGAGGAACAUGUGUUAAAAGUGGUUGUGAAUAGCCCACCUUGCCCUGUUGAGCAAACUCAGGUAACUGUAUAUCUGCAGCCAGUAUUGAGCCUGAAGCCAACUGUCGAGAUCAAGUAUGUAGCACAGUAUAGAAACCAAACUAUAAUAUUACGGGAGAAUGAGCCACCAACUCUCUUGGCUCUUUUGAAGCUAAGAGACAUCUCAAGUGUCCAAAAGGUUCUGUCCUUAGAGGAAGACAGCACCGCAUUCACUUUGAAAGCGCAAGCAGGCAACUAUCUACUUUCAACCUCAAAACCACUAGACUUUGAGCUGUGUAGCAAAUAUCUUGUUACUGUUGUUAUAAGUGAAGCCCAAGGAAAACAUGUGCAUGCAAGGAAAGAGAUAAAUGUGGUAGUUGAAGAUGUGAAUGAUAAUACCCCACAGUUUGAGGAGACUUACUAUCAGGUGGAGAUAGAGGAAAACAAUAAGCCUGGCAUCUCUUUAGUGCAAGUCAGUGCAAGUGAUGCAGAUAGCCAGUUCUUUGGCAAAGUGUCAUACAGGCUGAUUCAUAAUACUCCUGCUAUCUUUAAUAUUGAUGAAGUGACAGGUGUAGUGUCUGUUUUAAAGCCUUUGGACAGAGAGCAACAGGGAGAAUACAUUCUCACAGUGCUGGCCAGGGACGAUGGCUCUCCUCCAUUAGAGGCCUUUUCAUCUGUGUCCGUAAAGGUCCUAGAUCAGAAUGAUAACCAGCCAACCUUUGUCACACCACAUUUCAUCUUCUUCAUCUCUGAAGGUAUUCCACGCUUAGCCCAGGUUGGAAAGAUUGGAAUUAUAGAUGCAGAUGAGGGGGAUAAUGGAAAAGUGGUGGAAGUACAAGUACUAGACAAGCAUGUUCCCUUCGCCAUGGACCUGUCCCAGUCAGUACUUUGUUGUACAGGUGAGGUGGACCGGGAGAAACAUGAACAUUAUGAACUGCUCCUGCUGGCUAUAGAUGGUGGCAGUCCUCGGCGCUCCUCCACUGCAUCUGUAACUGUUUUUGUGGAGGAUGUAAAUGAUAACCAGCCCCAGGUGCUCCUGCCAAGCAGCAACCUCUCCUGUUUGACCAUAUCCCCCAGCAUCAGGGCUGGCAGCAUCAUCACCAAAAUUUAUGCUAUUGACCAUGACUCAGGCAUGAAUUCAGAUAUUACUUACCACAUUAUAGCUAGGGAGCCAAUCAAUCCCAGCCCAUUUCAGAUUGACCCACACUCAGGGAACAUCACGCUGGUGCAGCAGCUUGUGGGCAGAAACUACGGUAUGCAUCACCUCUUAAUCAGAGUCAGUGAUGGAGGAAAGCCUGCACCUCUUCAGGCUACUGUAUGGGUUAAUGUGUUGGUCAGUGAGAUAUCUAAGCAGUGCCACCUGACCACUGUUCCAUCAUAUUUUCCCCCAGCCUCAGAGGCCCCAUUGCCACCAAAACCUUAUAACUUGACAGAGCAUUGUACAGAACUGCCUUGGCUCCUAUUGCUCUGUGGUCUGGGCAUGAUGGUGUUCUCAGUAUGUGUGUUUCUGGGCACUGUCAUAAUUUGCAUGAGACAAAAGCAAUUGAUGCAAAAAAGAACUCAUAAGAGAGAUCACACAAAAGAACAUGAAGUGAAGCAUUUAAAUUAA
This is a messenger RNA of Neoarius graeffei (lesser salmon catfish), 2517 nucleotides long. It is a transcript of the gene pcdh20l, whose product is annotated as protocadherin 20. The transcript has 2 exons. NCBI's taxonomy places the organism in Eukaryota, Metazoa, Chordata, Actinopteri, Siluriformes, Ariidae. Gene Ontology annotation, biological process: homophilic cell-cell adhesion. Gene Ontology annotation, cellular component: plasma membrane. Gene Ontology annotation, molecular function: calcium ion binding. Bases 1 to 2517 code for a protein of 838 amino acids. The record is from RefSeq and is a predicted model, not a curated record.